Messenger RNA from Rotaria sordida, 1664 nucleotides. Lineage: Eukaryota; Metazoa; Rotifera; Eurotatoria; Philodinida; Philodinidae. The record is from the annotation of a GenBank genome assembly.
AUGAUCGAUUAUGGAUCAGAUACUAAUGGUAGAAUAAUUUAUAUUAAAAUUGAAUGUAAUCAUGUUCCAAUAGUAUUAGUCAAUGUUUAUGCUCCUGCUCAAAUAACAGAACGAUGUUCCUUUUUUAAGGAAUUAUUUUUAUAUAUUCCUUCUACCAAAUGGAUUAUCAUCGGUGGGGACUUUAAUUGUACCCCGAACAAUCAUCAAGAUAGAAACAAAUUAGGUGCACAAACAGAUAAUCUAUCUUAUCGCAUUUUACUUAAGGAGGUGAUCAAUCCACUAUUGUUAACUGAAAUAUUUAGACGUAAACAAUCUAGGAAAAUGAUUUAUUCAUAUCAUGCAAGUGCAGGCAAUUAUCAUAGUCGAAUAGAUCUGGUAUUUGGUUCUGAUAUUAUAUACAAAAAUACACAUGAUAUUGGUUAUGUUCCAGUGGGCAUAUCAGAUCAUGACGCAUUAGUUUUAUCUAUCAAAAUACCACCAUUAACCGAUAAAAAUAUGCAUCAAAAAUUCCAUCGAGUAUGGAACAUUAUUAUCAACACAGCUGAUCUUAAUACAACUGAAUGGUGGAAGGAUUUUAAGACAAGCCUAAUUAUGAUAAUACAACAAGAAGAAAAAGAACUUAAUCGUGAAACUCGACGUGAAUUAGAUGGAUUAUCUAAAGAAUAUCGUUUUAGAGCAACUAAUCCAUCCAAUGAUGACUUAGCACAAUUAGAGAUUAUUAGACAAAAACUUCACGACGCAUUAACAGGAAAAUUCGUUAAUAGCAUUCCAAGUCAAGAUGAUCGUGAUUUUAAAUGUCUUAGUAAUUUAGCUAAAGUGAGAUUAGCACAUGGUAAAGCCAAUCAAUCUAGAAUUGCUUAUCUUACUCACCCAUCUAAAGGUCGUGUUGAAACAGAUAAUGGAAUGAUGGAAAUUUGUUGCAAUUUCUAUCAAGAUUUAUAUAAUGUUAAACCAAUCGAUACAUAUUAUUGGAGCGAGUUAUUCGAAGAUAUAACAACACUCAAUCAAAAUGAUAUCGACUUACUUGAUCGUGAUAUAACAACGGAUGAAUGUUACGAAGCCCUUAAAGCUAUGCAAUUAGGUCGAGUUCCAGGUGAUGAUGGUUUAACGAUUGAACUAUGGAGAUUUAUUUUUCCAAUAAUAGGAGAACCUUUGUUAAAUUUAAUAAGAAAAAAUCCCAAGAUACCCGGUGUUUUAGUUCCAGGUAGUCAAUAUAGAUCACUUGUUAAUACAAUUCUUCAAAACGAUGAAACAAAUAUUGAAAUUAAAACAUUAGCAUAUGCUGAUGAUGUAUGCACAUUUGUUUUUAAUAUCAAUGAUGAAUUUGAAACUUAUGAACUGUUUAAAAAAUAUAGUUAUGCAUCAGGUGGUAAAACAAAUGAUACAAAAACAGUUAUCUUUUGGAUAAGUGACUGUCUGGAUCCUCUUCCUUUUAAUGCAAAAAUUGAAAGAGAGAAAUGUACCUUCCUGGGAAUACCAAUGGAUACUCAAGGCCAGUUACCACAUGAAGAAAUUGAUAAAAUGGUAAACAACAUCAAGAAAGAAAUAGGACUAUGGUCCUCAAUAAGACUAUCUUUAUGUGAAAGAGCAAGUAUUCUAAAAUGCUUUAUAAUUAGUAGAUUGGUAUAUUUGUUAUCAUCAAUGUUAAUUAAUAAAAAUGUAAU